Thecamonas trahens ATCC 50062 is the source of this 2361-nucleotide messenger RNA. RefSeq lists its product as uncharacterized. Gene Ontology annotation, cellular component: centriolar satellite. The record is from RefSeq and is a predicted model, not a curated record. NCBI's taxonomy places the organism in Eukaryota, Apusomonadida, Apusomonadidae. Bases 34 to 2361 code for a protein of 775 amino acids. The transcript has a single exon. Gene Ontology annotation, biological process: cilium assembly.
ACUCUGCCACGGGCGACAGCUGCAAUAGCUGACAUGUCGACCACAGGUGGGACGCCUGUAGACAGGAGAGAGCGGGAGGUCUCGCCCGAGGCGGCUCCGCUGGCGGCGGUCGUGUCGGAGCUCGACCUGGAGACGGUGACCAUGGAGGAGCUGGAGGCUCUGGCAGGAACGGUCGGUGGCAUUCCGCUCGAGAUGUCGUUCUCGCGCUCGCCAUCGAGCGCACUGACGGCAACGCCGAGCUCGUCGCGGUCGGCUAGCUCGUCGAGAUCGCCAUCGCUCUCGGUCACACCGAGGGUGGACGAGGCCCAGAUCCGCGGCGGCGCGCUCGGGCAUCAGUUUGCGCUGCUUGAGGCUGCGGUCCGCGAGAAGGACGCCAUGCUUGCCAACAUUGGCAAGCAACAUCUGCUCGAGCUCAAGGUGCUGCAGGACCAGGUCCGUGCGCUCAUGCGUGAGCGAGGCGAGCUGGAGAGCAGGAUCGACAGUGCCGAUCGCAGGCACGCUGCGGCGCUCCGGGCGGAGCGACGCAAGGCCGACGCGGCCGUCGGGGCACUCCGCGAACAGCUUGCGGCUCUUGAGGAGCGUGCGCCGGUGGUGGCGUCGCGGAUGGCGCUCUCGACCGCCGACAUUGCCACGCUUCGCGUUCCAACCGACGCCCAGUAUGCCAAGCUGUCGCGGACGCCGGCGUCGCGGCGGUCGAUCAAGGCCCAGCUGGCGGUCAAGGUCUAUGAGCUGACCGAAGCCAUCCGUGCCGACGCGGUUGCAGCCGACACCCGGUUGCAUGCCCUCGACGACACGGUCGAGUCGGCCAAGGCCAACGUGGUGCGGCUGACUCGCGAGCGCGAUGCGCUCACCACCAAGGUCGCCCAUCUCGAGUCGGAGCUGGCCGCGACGUCGUCGAUGGCGGCCAAAGAUGCCGCACUUCUCUCGUCGCGGCUCUCGGUCGCCCGCGAGGAGUUGGCAGCUGUGAAGGAGGCGUCGGCUGCCGCGCUCUCGGCCCGGUCCGAGCUCGAUACGGCCCGAUCGCAGUCGGCGCGAUACCGGGCGCAGAUCGAGGACCUCACCGCCCGGCUUCGGGCCGAGGAGGGCGCACGAGCGCAGGCGGCAGCCAAGGCUGGUACUCUCGAGUCAGAAAACAAGGUGCUCUCGUCGUCGCUAGCGCAUGUCAAGGACGAGCUCGCGUCUCUGCGGCAGUCGUCAGGCGAGGCCGGCGCGGCACUGCAGACUGCGCUGUCGCAGAAUGCGGCGCUCAAGGCCGAUCAGGAUCGUCUGUAUGCCAAGUUUCUGGAGUUCAAGUCGCACUCGGACACACUCUCCGACGGCCGGCUCGCCGAACUGGUGGGCCUCUUUCAACGCAACACGGCGGCGACGCACGCAUCGGUCACUGACGCCACGUCGUCCGCAUACGAGCGCGAGCUCUCGCUCCUCCGCGAGGCGCGAGCCGAAGCCGCCGACCAGGUCCGAUAUCUCAAGACCAAACUUGAGGCUGCCGAAGCCGCGCACACCACGCUGCUCGGCGAGUACCAGAGCCUUCAGCUCUCGAUCACGUCGUCGGCCGCGCAGCAGGCGUCCGAGGUGACAACCAAGACCAUCGAGCUCGAGCGACUGCAGGUCGCGCACAAAGCGCUGACCGAGGCACAUGCCCGACUCGGCAUUCAGCACGAUGCACUGCUGCAAAAGCUCGACAUUGUGCGGGCCGAGUACGCGUCGCUCACCGAGAGCUCCGAGGCCAGGACAAGCGAGCUCUCGCAGCAGGUCGCCAACUUGCAGCUGGCGCUUGCUGCCGUUCCGCAGUGGACCGAGGCUGAUCCCGGACGUGCGGGCAACUUGCUCGAUGCCCACGCCGCGGCGCAGGCCGAGCUCAAGACCGCGUCGGCCAAGAUUGCCGAGCUCGAGGCUCAGCUCGCUGCCACGCGGGUCCGCCUCGACGACUCGCUGGCCUUCCAAGCCGCCGCCAAGCAGCCGUACGCGUACGUUGUCCAGAGCCUGCUUGACAAAGACGCCGAGCUUGCAGAUGCGCAGCGUGCGCUGGAGGCCGCUGCCGCCGACGCCGCCGCCGCCGCCAAGGCCAACGCGCGGCUGGAGGCCGAGAAGGAGCGGCUCUCGCGCGACCUGGUCAAACUACUGGAAUCGCGCAAGGACAUGGCCGCGCUGCGGACCAUGGUCGCCUCGCUCAAGGACGACGCCACCCGCGCGCGCCGCGCGCCGCUCGCUGAUGUCACCAGCAACUCCCAGUCGCCGCCGAUGCGCGGCCCUGCCAUCAGCUCUCAAGCGGCCACUGGCCCUGCCUCGCGACCGCGCCCGGCUGCCUCGGCCAAGCGUGCCAGCAACGGUGGCGGCGGCUUGAUUGUCAUGCAAAUGUGA